Messenger RNA from Drosophila melanogaster (fruit fly), 2628 nucleotides. RefSeq lists its product as uncharacterized. Bases 148 to 2397 code for a protein of 749 amino acids. Lineage: Eukaryota; Metazoa; Arthropoda; Insecta; Diptera; Drosophilidae. The transcript has 2 exons. The record is from RefSeq and is marked reviewed.
AACAGUGCUCCCACUCCCAAUAUUUAUUUUAUAAGCUCGACAUUACAAUAAAUCGAACACAAAACGAAGGUCACAUAUUAUAUAUAUAUAUAUAUAUAUAUAUAUAUAGCAGAUGUCGCAAUAGAUCGCUGUAGCGGAGCAACCAACAUGAAUCGCAAUCGAAUCAAUCAGAUACGCCAGUUAGAUCGCGGCCAGGAGGGACUGCCGCAAGUCAUCCAAAUGCAGGGACAGGCACAGGUUCAGCUGGGCGGCGACCAGGGUAAUCACGUCGGCAACGAGGGACAAGCGACGGGCAAUCAGAAUGUCCGCCGCAAGAUGACCUACACCAGAACGGAGAUGCUGUCGCGUGGCCUGCCCACCGUUAACAACAGCAAUCGUUCGGCUCGAAACUGCAACACAGCUGGACAGGAUUGGACCAGUCAAUUGUCGCCCAGACAUCGUUACGCACAACCACCAAAGUCCGGAAUACCGGUCCCUCCGUUGUUCCUAAGCAGCACCCAUGCAAGCACCAAUAAGAAUGUCACCACUGCCAGUCGUCAGCGUAGUUUCCUGCCCCGAGUGGCCAAAUUGCCAAACAGAGCGGACAAAUCGCCGAGGAAGAAUCAAUAUCGCGAAGCUCUGACCACUGAGGUCACGGUGGAGCAAUCUCAGACGUUGCCAUUGGGCAAUCACAAGGCUAAACAUUUGGUGAAUACACCACAUGACAGCGAGAGCAGCAUUCUGCAGGACGGCAGUGAUGAUAAGCUAAUAAGCGACAGCGGCAGCUCAAUGGAUCACGACAAGAUCAAAUUGGCCAAGGCCAUACGCCUGCCGGAUGAGGGGAACAAGAGUUUCGUCUAUGUAUGCAAGCCGGUGAAGAAGGUCAAAGCUCUGUUGACUGCCAGAAAAUUGCGCGCUAGCAGCGAGCACUUGAAUGGCCCAAAGGAUGGUGAGUUUAGCUUGCAGGAACAGGAGACAUUCAAGCUGCAGAGGACCAUUUCCGAGGAGGCUCUAUGCAGCCGUGGCGCCGGCGAGGGAUACACACUCUCGCCCGUCGAGGGACUGGCACAGAGCACAUCGACCACCUCCAGCCAGUUGGAUAGUCCCACAUUGGCGGCCAUGCUGCAGCGCCAGCAGCAAUUCGAGUCGAAGGCGGUUGGCAGUCAGGACCGUUUGAGGUUGCAAUUGGAGGAGGUGUGCCACAGGCACAAUAAUCAGCGCCAGCUGGAAAAGGAUCAGUACGAGAAGGAGCAGCGCCAAUUGGAAUUGGAUCAGGUGUCAAAGAAACUGCCCGUGCUGCAGCAUGAGAUACAUAUGCUGCAUAAGGUGAGCGAAAAACUGGAGGCGACACUAAGGGCCACCAAUAUACCCAAGCCGAGAAGCAACGUAAUCAUUACGGAUAUAAGCCGGCAAUCAUCUGGACGUUUCUACACACCGCGCACCAGUCCCAAUCAAUUGGACGAGCUGCCCAUUAGGAAAUUGUGUUGUUUGCGCUUGGAAUAUAUACCAGCUAUUGAGAUGCGGGCACGCAUCAUUGGCACCGUUUGCCAUGUGGGCUUUGUCCAAGAGUUUCGCAUCGAGACCAAAACACUUAACGAGCUAAAGACGGCGGAUGAGUCGCAAUGCUUCUAUUUACCGGCACCCAAAGAGGAACCGCCAUUGGUCCAGCUCAACGAGGAUGAUCCAUUGCAGUGCACCAACUUUCGUCAGUUGCGUAAGAAUCCGAAUAUGCUGUUUCAGCAACUGCGAAAAGUGCCCGGCGCUGGGGGAUCCUUUAAUCUUUUGGAUCAGGACACAAUGUUCUUCAAUAGUCUGGCCUAUGCGGAUUCAAAAAUCAUGGAUGCUAACACCGUCGAACAGCUUGAGGUGGCCACACGCGAGGCGGGUGGCGGUGGAGCAACUAUGGCCCAUUAUGGCGGAGCCAUUGCCUAUUCACGCCUCUCGGUGCGUCUCAACGAAGUGGGCGUGGAUGAUGCUGCUGCUGCUGCUGCUCCUCCUACUCCUGCAGUGAAAUCAGAGGAGCAGGGCGAUCGUCUAACUGAAUGUCCUUGUCAGGUGAACAAUACCACUCAAACGGACGUGGAAUUGUCCAAGUUGGAGAAAAUUCGAGAAGCGGAAGAGGAAAUUAGUUCACCAGACUUUACACCCAAUCCCAGUCCCAGGACAAGGAAGCGAAUGAAAGUGGAGGAGCCGAACGGCAAAGUGCAAGAGGAAGACGCGUUGGAAUCCAAUCUCGAUUCGCGACCAAAGAAGACCAGGAAAGUAAUAACUCGUAGAGCGCCCGAUCCACCCGUUCGUUGUGACGUGGAGCCCAAGGUGCGUUUGAAGUUGCUCAAAACCGUAUUGGUGGGAAUGGUCCAGAUCGCUGUUAUAUUAGUUCUCAUCAUGGCCAUCGGAUCUCCGGAUAUUAUCUGCUAAGCUACACAACCAUCGAAAUAUUGCCAAGAUGCCAUAGAAAAAGAAGCAGUGAAUGCAAAAGUAGGAGAGAGAAAAACUGUAGCGGGAAAUGUGGCGAUAAUAGCAAGUAGCGGGAAAAGCACCGAUAACCGGAUUCGGUGUUUGAUUUCACAUUAUUUUUCGAAUUUAUUGUUUUCUUACUCGGGCCCAAGCGAAGCCACGUCAAAGUUAAUAAAAUUUCAUGUGUAUUGC